Molecule: messenger RNA, 465 nt
Organism: Symbiodinium necroappetens
Lineage: Eukaryota; Dinophyceae; Suessiales; Symbiodiniaceae
Source: the annotation of a GenBank genome assembly
AUGGGGGUUGCCACUUCGAAUCUACCAGGGCCAUGGUUCUUCCCAGACAGCGUGCAGAUUGUGGUUGUGUUAAAUGAUGCACGCAACAUCGCACUACUGCAGGGCGAGGAGCUUAGUGCCCUCAUCCAAGUUGAGCCUGACGACCAGCUGUAUCACUUGACGAGGGAAAGCCCGGCAAGUUUGUCAGUGAGGCCGAAUACGAUCUUGGUGGUGAAAUUCCACGCCAUUGUGCAGGGCUUGCAGGACACAGCAAGAUGCCUAGGCGAUGUCGUGCUACCUCUGAACCACGUUGCCCGCGUGUGCGCGGGAAGUCUGUACCAAGUGUGGCUGCCGUUGCAGCCUGCUUUGUCGUGUGUGCAGGAGGAGGACUACGUCGACAACUUUGACAAGGCUGUGUGGAAGGCAGCAAGAGAUCCUCGAAAGCCAAUGGUGUGUCUCAGCCUCUACGCUGGAAGCAUUCCACAA